ACCUAAGAGCCAACGAUGAGUUACUUAACCAUUUCCCAUAUCUCCUCCAUCCUCUUCUUCAUCAUCCUUUUCGUUUCUGCCCAUGCAGCUCGCUUCGAGAUCCGCAAUGAGUGUUCCUACACUGUGUGGGCGGCAGCCUCUCCUGGUGGUGGUCGUCGCCUAAAUCCGUCUCAAAGUUGGACAAUCAACGUGCCUGCUGGCACUGCCAUGGCUCGUAUCUGGGGUCGAACCAAUUGCAAUUUCGAUGGCAGUGGUAGGGGUCGAUGCCAAACCGGUGACUGUGGUGGACUCCUACAGUGCCAAGGCUGGGGUUCUCCUCCAAACACCCUGGCCGAAUACGCACUUAACCAAUUCGGAAACUUGGAUUUCUAUGAUUCUCUAGUUGAUGGUUUCAACAUCCCCAUGGUGUUUGGUCCGACUAGCGGCGGUUGUCACAAUAUCCGGUGCACCGCAGACAUCAACGGGCAGUGCCCGAAUCAGUUAAGGGCUCCCGGUGGGUGUAAUAAUCCAUGCACGGUGUUUAAAACCAACGAGUAUUGUUGCACUCAAGGGCAGGGAAGCUGUAGUCCGACGUUUUUCUCGAGGUUUUUCAAGACACGGUGCCCUGAUGCGUACAGUUAUCCUCAGGAUGAUCCUACGAGCACCUUUACUUGCCCUGGUGGUGCUAAUUACAGGGUUGUGUUUUGCCCCCGAGGCUCGCCUCAUCUGGAAAUGGUCGGAAGCAAGAGCCAAGAAGAGUAAAGGGGUUAUCCCUUGGAGCAGUUUAUCACCAGCUGGGAAUAAAAAUAAAAAGUUACGAUAAUGAACCUGUUGUUGUAUUUGUACGGUGGAUGUGUUUGUGUUUGAUGUAAGAGCAAAAAACAAAUAAAGAUAAUCCUUAUAUUGCAAAAUGAAUCUGGGUUUCA
Molecule: messenger RNA, 905 nt
Organism: Hibiscus syriacus
Lineage: Eukaryota; Viridiplantae; Streptophyta; Magnoliopsida; Malvales; Malvaceae
Product: protein P21-like
Biological process (GO): defense response
Cellular component (GO): extracellular region
Source: RefSeq, a predicted model, not a curated record